Cantharellus anzutake is the source of this 474-nucleotide messenger RNA. RefSeq lists its product as uncharacterized. NCBI's taxonomy places the organism in Eukaryota, Fungi, Basidiomycota, Agaricomycetes, Cantharellales, Hydnaceae. The coding region runs from base 1 to 474 and encodes 157 amino acids. The transcript is spliced from 3 exons. The record is from RefSeq and is a predicted model, not a curated record.
AUGUCUCUACCAUCCGGAUUUUGUCGGGUGUGCCUGCGUCUUCUGGAAAAUCCUCACGCUCUGUCUUGUGGGCAUUUCUUUUGUGAACAUUGCUUGCCUCCGGUUACAAGCUUCGAUGGUCCGGUUCCAGGAACCAGUUGUCCAAUUUGUGGGGUGAGGGCAAGUGGAAAUCCUCUGAAAAUCACCCUCGGUAUCUUCCGGAGUGAUGUGGAUCAGAGCGAAUAUUCCAACAGAGCGAGAGCUUUCCCUAAUGAAGACUCUCCGUCAACAGCGAAUUACCUGCGCCUCCCUUUGGCUAAUCAAGAGGAGAUGAAGACACGAUUACGCCAACUUAAAGAGGAUGUCCAAAUUUUGACGUUGAUGACCGAUAUGGAACACUCGGGUACCAAUACAGCGGUCCAGCUGCAGACAGCCCAAGAACAUCUCCGCGAAAUUGAAACUGGCGAAGGAUCGUCGUUCGACGAUGGCGAUUGA